CAUAGUUCCUACCUGUGUAUUCUAAUGUAUAGGCCCUAACGGGCGGUGUUACAAAAUACUGGGCAUUUACAGGUGUACUUUCGCCAUGAUUGUCCAGGUUUUCACGGGAGUUGUUGUUGUAUACUUAUUUUCUCGUCUGAUUAAAUUUGGACGACAAUACCGCAAAUGGCUUCAUCUCAGCUCCAAAAUUACUGCGUUUGGAAAAAGACAUCCAAUCUGGGGACACCUUCAUUUAUUCGAAAACAUGCAACAAUACUUGAGAAUUGCUAUAGAUCUUGAACAAAGAACCAGGACUAGGUGCUACCAUGGCUGGAUUAUGUUCUUUUUUCCAUUCUUCGCGGUUUGUCACCCAGAAUCAGCGAAGGUUCUCCUAAAAUCCUCAGAACCCAAACCCAGGUACACCAUAGGCGGAUCUUACAGGAUUCUGUUACCGUGGCUAGGCGAUGGCUUGCUGCUGUCAGAUGGUCGGAAGUGGGAAAGAAAUCGUCGUCUGCUGACGCCUGCUUUCCAUUUUGAAAUACUCAGACCAUACGUUCAAAUCUACAACGACGUCUCUAAUGUUUUUUUGGAAAAACUCCAAAAGGCAUGCGACUCAAAACAAAGCAUAGAAAUUUACAGUUUGGUGUCACUGGCGACUCUAGACACCAUGUUACGGUGUUCUCUGUCAUACCACGGACGUGUGCAGGAAAUGGGAAAUAGCCAUCCUUACGUAGAUGCUGUCCAUAAAUUAGUCAGACUAGCCAUUAAACGCAUGAUGUCGCCAUGGCUGUAUCUUGAUUUCAUUUAUGGUUUAACGCCCAGUGGCAGGGAAAAUAAAGCAUUGACCAACUAUGUUCACCAAUUUGCAGAUGAAAUCAUUCAGUCUAGGCGCGAAGCAUUGAAGGCUGAUCCAGAUUUGAUAAAAACACGUCGAAGAGAUUUCCUAGAUAUUCUUAUAACGGCCAAAGACGAAAGUGACAUGGGCCUCACAUCAGACGAAAUUCGGGCUGAGGUCGAUACAUUCCUUUUUGAAGGACACGAUACAACGGCAUCAGCCAUUAGCUGGGCAAUUUACUCCUUGGCUAAAUACCCAGAAAUACAAGAAAAGGUUCACCAGGAACUCGUGGAAGUCGUGGGGAAACGUCAACAACUAGAAUGGGGAGAUUUAAAUGAACUGAAGUACAUGUCGAUGUUCCUACGGGAGGUCAUGAGGAUGCACUCCCCUGUACCAGUAAUAGCUCGACACCUUACAAAGCCGGUAGUAAUUGAAGGAGUGGAAAUCCCAGCUGGUUUUGUAAUAGAUAUCCCCAUACACGCAGUUAAUCAUCACCCAGACGUCUGGCCUGAUCAUAUGGAAUUUAAGCCUGAGAGAUUUGAAGAUGAGGCUAAGUUGUCUCGUGAUCCUUUCAGCUAUUUUCCAUUUUCUGCUGGAUCUAGGAAUUGCAUUGGACAGAAUUUCGCUAUGAAUGAACAGAAGGUUGUGAUUGGGUCCAUGCUAAAAAGAUUCAAAGUGAGUUUAGUGGAAGGUCACGUGUAUGAAGAAUUCCCGGAUGUAGUGAUGCGAUCAAAGUAUGGCAUCAAGAUAAAUCUAGAAGAAAGGAAAUAGUUACAUCUUAUGGCUCCAUCAGUGAGGAAUGUCAUAUUAGUUAAAACUUGAUAUUCAGGAUAGACAUUUUGAUAAUAAAUAUUUGCAUUCUAAUGACAUUAA
Molecule: messenger RNA, 1687 nt
Organism: Ostrea edulis (European flat oyster)
Lineage: Eukaryota; Metazoa; Mollusca; Bivalvia; Ostreida; Ostreidae
Product: cytochrome P450 4F2-like
Exons: 12
Coding region: 86-1585 (499 amino acids)
Molecular function (GO): monooxygenase activity; oxidoreductase activity, acting on paired donors, with incorporation or reduction of molecular oxygen; heme binding
Source: RefSeq, a predicted model, not a curated record